CUAAACAAAAAACAGGUGAUGGAAACGAAAAAUAAAAUGGAAAUCAAGACCUUGAAAGCAGCCAAAAGGAAAAGGCAGAAUUUUAUUCUAGAAAGCCUAAUGAAAAAUCCCGAUUUACCGUCGGACUGCCUAGUAUUAAGGGAAACAGAAAAGCGGGAGAAUCGUCCGACGGAAGAUGUCACGGUGAAACCAGUUAUUUCGUUCAACUGUGUGGAAUUAGUUCAGGGACCUAAUAUUAAGGAAAUAGCUACGAUUUCCAGGAAUGAUAUUCGCACAACACAACUGAUUGCUAGCGUUGCAAAUGAGCGCUUAGCGAAUAAAGGCAUGGAAUUCGAACCGAUUACGUCACAGCGAUCGCCUUUACAUGUGCGCGACUCUUUUGAUAUUAAAAAAGGUGCUACUGUUGCGUCGAAGGAAUAUUCUGCAUCAGGGAAGAUCUCCGCUGUCAAAAUGAGCAAAAGCAGCAAUAGAAGAAACUUUAAGAAAAUAAAUAAUAAAAUCAGGCGGAUUUCAAAUCCACGUUGCAAUAGCAACGAGCUGCAAUUGACCGAAGCAGUCACGGUAAAGAGGGAAGAAGCAGACCUGUGGAAUGACCGAACCGUGAGGUCUUUAACGAAUGACAUGAUGUCUCAUUUUUUUAGCAGGGAGACGAUGCAGAUUUCGUCCGUGACAGGUGCACAGUGCAACGUCAGAAAAGGGCAGAUAUCUAAGCCUCACUUGGACCCAGAAAAAGUCAAAGCAAUAAAAUGUAUUUCCUCAUUGGUUCCAUCAAAAAUUAGAGAACGCGUACAAGCUUUACAAGGUACUUUAUUGCUGAAAACGACAAAUCUUUGA
Belonocnema kinseyi is the source of this 834-nucleotide messenger RNA. RefSeq lists its product as uncharacterized. Bases 19 to 834 code for a protein of 271 amino acids. The transcript is spliced from 7 exons. Gene Ontology annotation, molecular function: DNA binding. Lineage: Eukaryota; Metazoa; Arthropoda; Insecta; Hymenoptera; Cynipidae. The record is from RefSeq and is a predicted model, not a curated record.